This is a messenger RNA of Peronospora farinosa, 3708 nucleotides long. NCBI's taxonomy places the organism in Eukaryota, Oomycota, Peronosporomycetes, Peronosporales, Peronosporaceae. The record is from the annotation of a GenBank genome assembly.
AUGAACAGCAAUAGUAUCCACGUGCCUUCAAGUGGCAGUCCUGGCAAUGGCAACAACAACAACAACAACAACAGCAACAGCAGCAGCAGUGCUAUAUCAUCUAUACGGAAUCAUCAGCAAUCGUCUCGAUUAAUCAGUAGUCGCAGUAUCGCGUCUAGUCGUGGAGGAAAGAAGGAAGAGCACGUGCGAGUCGUGGGCGCGCAUUAUCAACUUGGGGUAGAGAUUGGACGAGGGGGGUUUGGGGUUGUCUACGGAGCACUGGAUCUCCGGAAUGGACGGUCUGUGGCCAUUAAACAAGUCUCAUUACGAGAUAUUGACAAGGAUGAAUUGUUGUCAAUUGAGACGGAAAUUAGUUUACUUCGUAAAUUAAAGCACGACAAUAUUGUAAAAUAUCAUGACACCAUCAAGAUGGAAGGCUACUUGUACAUUGUAUUGGAGUACAUGGAGAACGGUUCAUUGGCACAAUUUGUCAAAAAAUUUGGAUCACUGUCGGAGACGCUGGUGGCCAUGUACAUUACACAAGUCCUGCGAGGACUUGCCUAUUUGCAUGAACAAGGUGUGCUCCAUCGUGACGUCAAAGGAGCGAAUAUUCUGACAACAAAAGAGGGACUAGUGAAGCUCGCAGAUUUUGGUGUUGCUAUUCGAUUAAAUGAGACACAGAAGGCAAAUUCUGUUGUAGGGUCGCCAUAUUGGAUGGCCCCCGAGGUAAUUGAGAUGGCAGGUUGGUCCUCUGCGUCGGACAUCUGGAGCGUCGGUUGCACAAUCAUCGAGCUAUUGACGACCAAGCCGCCUUAUUUCGACUUGGCACCCAUGGCUGCGCUAUUUCGCAUUGUACAAGAAGACCAUCCACCGCUUCCGCAGCGCAUGUCACCGGCCUUACACGACUUCAUCAUGAAGUGUUUUAUGAAAGAGCCUCGACUUCGAGCAUCUGCAGAUGAACUUCUUGCUCAUCCGUGGAUUGCACAAAUUCCAAAGAACAAGGUGGAACAAAGCACGCAGCUCGUUGCUGAGAGCGUCACUUUAUCCAACGAUCGCGACGCAGUGUUAAAUACUAUUAAAUUAUACGAGAAAAGAUCGACUACUACAGACAUCACACCAACAGCAACGGACAAGAACUCACGUUUUCUCAGGGUCAUGAACGAACAGUCGGAUGAAGAUGCGGAGGAUUGGGAUGAUGAGUUUGGUGUGGGUUCAAACGACAGACCGUCCAUGAUUAAGAACGACAGUAAGACGAAAGACAGCAAGCCUAAGCGAUCAGUGGAAACUGCGCCGACAAAGCCACAGUUUCAGUUAUCUAUAGAAGACGCUAAUGCAUUGUUCGAUGACGAUGUAUGGGACGACGAAGAUUCCGAAGUUGCGGUUAUGUCGGUGAGACCGACAGCAUUAAAGCUAGGUCACAGUAGCAGUGGUAGUAGUUCGGAUCAGAGCAAGAACGAUAAGCCUACGAUGAACUCGUGGGAUCGGUCGUCGCUGAUUACUGCUCAAAGCCGCAUAGCAAAGCUCCAGCGAUUUGUUGAAGAUUCCGAAGAAGACCUCACUUUUGACGAUAUCGAUGAGAAGCAGCUUUUACAAGCGGCUGCGAAGCAAAAGCGUGCAAUGGAGAUAAAUGCUAUACCCGCUACUGUCGUUCCGGCCAUAAAACCGAUUAAUGGUUUUGAGGAGAAAGACGGGUUGAACAGAGACAUUGACUUUGCAAAGGGCCAGCCGUCUGACGUGGUGCUACGCGUCGGUGGCACUCGUAAUGGCUCGUCUCCAGAGGAAAGUGCGCAAGAGAAUUUGUUUGACGACGAGUUGGACUUUGAUUAUUCGACUGCUCGUGACGCGAACCAAAAGGCAACUGCUCGAGUGGUUGAGCUGCUAUCGUUAUUGGACCCUAGUAUGGAAGAUCAAGUUAUUUUAGAUGCCUGUAAUGACUUGGAAGAGGUGUUCAAUCAAAACGUGACGCUUCGACGAGAUUUGAUGUCACAACCUGGCGUUGUACCUAAUAUCAUGGAAGCGUUGGAAAUGAAGAAGAUGGACGUAUUGCACGCUGUGCUCAGGGUUAUCAAUAUUAUUGUCGAGGGUAACAAAAAGUUUCAGGAGAACUUGGCCCUCGUUGGCUUAGUACCGGUGAUUAUCAAACUCACAAAGCAACACAACCCACACAAUAUAUCGGGCGAAAGAAGUAAAGGGUUCCGCAUCCAGAGUCAAGAGGACACAGAGUUUUUCAAAGCUGUUCGGAUGGAAGCAGCCAAGUUUGUGCGCCAGUGUUGCAAAACAAGCUCGUUGACAUUACAAAUGUUUAUCGCAUGUGGCGGAUUGCCUGUGUUGGUGGACUUCUUGACACUUGAAAAAAACCCAUCCAAUCUUGGUAACGAUAUGGAUCUGCUUCGGAUAGCUUUGGAUGGAAUAUCCAGCGUCUUUAGUAUUCAGACCAUUCCAAAAAAUGACAUUUGCCGACUGUUUGUGAAAGCAGGGUUGUUAAAGAAGUUCGUGGUUGUCUUUUCCGAGAUUGCUGUGGUGGUGUCAACAAACGAUACGCGCGGGCCAGAAAGUGGCGGUAGUGCGAAGAAAUCUACAAAAAGAAAUGCAGCCGUUACUAAGGGUGGAUCCGUGGCAGAGUGGACAAUGAGGGAGUUUCACAAGACGUGUGACAUUUUUGUACUGUUUUCUCAAGGUGACGCUGUGGUGAAAGAACACAUGUGUGAUGGUGCUGUCCUGAAAGGACUUCUGGAAGCGAUCCAUCCGGGGAUGCAGCUUCUUAAUUGGGGUAAGCAGCACCUAAAAGAUCGGCAGGCACUACCUCUGAUACGCCAUUCAGAUGACUUUGUUUCAGCUAUGCUGAAAUUACUGAAGUGCAUUCGUAAUCUGAGCAUGGAGCCUACGACGUUGGAGAAAUUGGAUCGAGCUGGUGCAAUUCCGACACUUGUCCAUCUACUAAAUGAGCAAGAGGGAGAAGGCCCAUCGAUCUCAGAUGUAAAGCGGAAAGAGGUCGAAAACAUUGUGCUGCAGUCCAUGUUCUAUCUCUGUCGGAUUAAUCGUAAUCGUCAGACUCACGCAGCACAGGCUGGUGUGAUCCCGUCUCUUAUCAAGGUAGUCCAGAAUUGUAGCCCACUCAAGCAAUUUGCACUCCCAAUCCUAUGCGAUCUGGCUCAUGCGUCUCCGACUGCACGAGCUCAUCUAUGGAUAUAUAACAGUGCGACGCUCUUUUUGGAAUUGCUGGAGGAUAAGUACUGGCAGAUUGAUGCCGUCAAGUCUAUCAGCGUUUGGCUUGUGCACGACACCGUGAAAAUGGAGAACGUUCUACUGGUUCCUGAAAACCUGAUGAAGAUUGUGGUGUGCUUCCACAACGCUAUGGACACAGAAUUUGAAAACGUAUUGGAGCCGCUGUUGGAGAUAAUGAGUCGCUCAGUGAGGCUCAACCAGGCGCUUGGACGUAGUGGCAUGUUUGUCAUGGAAAUCCUAAAACGACUUCGGCUUAUUCCGAAGGCGAUUGUACGCAAGAAUUUGCUUAAAAUGCUCAAGAGCCUCUUUGAGUCGCACACGUCACCGAUUCAAUUUCUUGUCGAGUACAAUUUGCGGCCAAUCGUGUAUGAGCUGGCUCAAGACGAGAACAGCAUGAUUCUUGUAAAAGAAAUCGCGUCACAGCUUCUUCAAGCCAUUCUGGUGGCUGCAGACGUGGUUCAGACGUCCUAUUGUGACGAGAAUCGCCGAAGAAGCGACCAAUGA